This is a messenger RNA of Micropterus salmoides (largemouth bass), 2606 nucleotides long. RefSeq names its product neuronal acetylcholine receptor subunit alpha-3-like. NCBI's taxonomy places the organism in Eukaryota, Metazoa, Chordata, Actinopteri, Centrarchiformes, Centrarchidae. The coding region runs from base 115 to 1620 and encodes 501 amino acids. Gene Ontology annotation, molecular function: acetylcholine-gated monoatomic cation-selective channel activity; transmembrane signaling receptor activity. The transcript has 5 exons. The record is from RefSeq and is a predicted model, not a curated record. Gene Ontology annotation, biological process: regulation of membrane potential; signal transduction; chemical synaptic transmission. Gene Ontology annotation, cellular component: postsynaptic membrane; synapse; neuron projection.
UCCUGUUCAGAUGCAGAGCACAAGCUCUUCUCUGGGAUAUUCUCCAACUACAACCAGUACAUACGACCAGUGGAAAAUGUGACAGACCCAGUCAUUGUACAGUUUGAGGUGUCCAUGUCACAAUUGGUCAAAGUGGAUGAAGUCAAUCAGAUCAUGGAGACAAAUCUGUGGCUGAGACAUAUCUGGAAUGACUACAAACUCAGAUGGAAUCCAAAAGAAUUUGGAGGCGUUGAGUUUAUCCGAGUGCCGUCCAACAGGAUAUGGAAGCCAGACAUUGUGCUAUACAACAAUGCAGUUGGAGAUUUCCAGGUAGAUGACAAAACAAAGGCCCUGCUUCGUUACAAUGGUGAUGUUACCUGGAUCCCUCCAGCUAUAUUCAAGAGCUCCUGCAAGAUUGACGUCACUUACUUCCCCUUCGACUACCAAAACUGCACCAUGAAGUUUGGCUCCUGGACAUAUGACAAGGCCAAGAUCGAUCUGGUGCUAAUUGGCUCAACCAUCAACCUCAAGGACUUCUGGGAGAGCGGCGAGUGGACGAUCAUCGAUGCCCCCGGUUACAAACAUGACAUAAAGUACAACUGCUGUGAGGAAAUCUACACGGAUAUCACUUAUUCUUUGUACAUCCGCCGUCUGCCACUUUUCUACACCAUCAACAUGAUCAUCCCCUGCCUCCUCAUCUCCUUCCUCACCGUGCUUGUCUUCUACCUGCCGUCUGAUUGUGGUGAGAAAGUCACUCUGUGUAUCUCCGUCCUGCUGUCUUUAACUGUCUUCCUCCUCGUUAUAACAGAGACCAUCCCCUCCACCUCACUAGUCAUCCCCUUGAUUGGCGAGUACCUCCUCUUCACCAUGAUCUUUGUCACCCUCUCUAUUGUCAUCACUGUUUUCGUGUUAAACGUCCACUACCGCACACCAAAGACCCACACUAUGCCCUGCUGGGUGCGGACUGUGUUCUUGGGACUGCUGCCCAGGGUGAUGUUCAUGACUAGGCCAGAGAGGGACCCCGGGCAGGUGACAGUGCCUGGCAGUGUUAAGACCAUGCAUUCAAGGCCCUGUGCCAUUCAUUCGUCAAGUACUUUGCAGAAGCAGCACAAACCUCAGGCCCUGGCCUCCAGCGUGGUGUCCAGUCUGACAAACCGCCAACGGCUUUUCAACAACACAGAGCUCUCCAACCUCAAUAACUUAAGUGGAGACCCGGCCAAAGGUGCAGGCUCCGCGUUUUUAUGCUGUGAGGGCCGCUGCAGCUGUGGCUGGCACCAGCGAUCCAGCAAACUGCCUGCAGACUCCGGGGGUGGGAGUGGAGGGCUGGGUAGCCUAGGGCCACUGACUGGAGGCAGUGCUGUUGGGGCCGGAGGGGGGAGUCGGUGCUCCAGCUCCGAGUCUCUGGAUGGAGGAAUCAUGUCCCUGUUGCCGCUCUCCCCUGAGGUCAGGGAGGCGAUCGAGAGUGUCAAAUACAUAGCAGAGAACAUGAGGCUACAGAAUGAAGCAAAAGAGGUUCAGGAUGACUGGAAGUACGUUGCCAUGGUUGUCGACAGGAUCUUCCUGUGGGUUUUUGUCCUCGUGUGCAUCCUGGGUACAGCUGGCCUCUUCCUCCAGCCUCUAUUACUUGUGGAGGACAUUUGAAUCAGUUUAACAACACUACUGUUGAACUAUUCGUUACAUACAAGAUUCUCACCAUGGCUUGGACAGAGGAAAUCUAGAAGGGAUCCAAAGUCAAGAAGGAAGGAUGACUGUGCCUGCCAAAUGUUGAUGCAUAUGAUUUAGUGACUGCUUUUUCACAGACAGAUUACUGGUAGAUGAUUUUUGUUUGACAAAGUGGUUUAGUGGUUUCUUCUGAGAACAAACAAUGGCAAUGACGAUGGUGGUUAGUCAUUUCAUUGCGUACAAAAUAAUUCUGCAGGAAAUGGCAAUAUAAUCUUUAAUGACAUGGAAACACUCUUGCAGAAUCAAAGUAAAGUAAUCUGGAUGAAUAAAUAAUGGGUAAACUGAAUAGGGAACUUUACUCACCUAAUUUCUUAUUAAAUGAGUAUGUACAUACAUUCACAAAUGCAAAUAUUAUGCUACUAGGAAGCUCAAACAUUUGGUCCAUAUUGAGCGCCAUGCCAAAAAUAUGUGUGUUUAUGGAGAACAGUCCAAACUGUUUUUUCAUUCAUUCAUAUUUAACAUUUUCAGUAUUUAACAUGGAUUUGUAAGAACCAAGCAAGGAUGUUGAUGAGUUUAAAGAGUGACAUCAUGUGGUAAUUCCUUGCUACUGCAGUUAAGGGGAUAUGUCACCCAGUUUGUCAUGAUCUCUGUUGUAUCUUAUUCCCAGGCGUAAAAUGUUGUGAAAAGUUAUACUGGUACUUUAUGCUUUCAGUGCAUAACGAGAACCGCUGUUUAAUCUGCAUAGCAUGACCUUCUGGACUAGGUGACUUGAGAAAAAGUCAUCUAGAAUUUAUUUGACCAUGCAAAUUGGCUAAUUACCCUGAAAGUAUUUUGAUGUGCGAAGAGAAAAAACAUAUAAAUACAAGUUUUACGCAUAUGUCUGUAAAUAAAUCUUUAAAAUAGUUAUGUAAAGGUGAACCUAUUGUAUCUGUGGUUUCUCUGAUCAAAUACUGGAAUCAAAAGCU